Messenger RNA from Onychostoma macrolepis, 1245 nucleotides. RefSeq lists its product as uncharacterized. The record is from RefSeq and is a predicted model, not a curated record. The transcript has 3 exons. The coding region runs from base 377 to 1162 and encodes 261 amino acids. Gene Ontology annotation, molecular function: sterol 24-C-methyltransferase activity. Gene Ontology annotation, biological process: sterol biosynthetic process. Gene Ontology annotation, cellular component: endoplasmic reticulum. Lineage: Eukaryota; Metazoa; Chordata; Actinopteri; Cypriniformes; Cyprinidae.
AUGAACAAAGCUGUUAAAGGUCUCCAUUAAUUAGUGCUUGUAGUAAUUUAAUGUGUAUAUAUUUUGAAAGCAUUGAAUCGCUAUAGAAAUCGCGAUUCAUUCGAUUAUUAGGGGUUUAAAUCGAUUACCGUCCGAAAUCGACGAUUCACGAUUCAAAAAUCCAUGUUUCAAGAUUGAUGCAUUCUCAGGGUUUGUAAUCACAACUCUGACUGAAAUUCAAUGACGCCAAGGCUGUACUGUGAUUGGUUAUUAAGGCACACAUGAUCCAAGUUGAUAUUUGAAACAAACAAACAAAAAACAGUCGAUUUAAUACUUAUUUAAGGGACAAUUUGAGAGCAGAAUGUAAAAUUAUGGUAGAUUUUAUAAAUAGUCAAAGAUGUUACAGGUAGGUAAAUCAAUUCAGUGGGGGCCUUUAAAAUAUAUUACUGUAUUUGUUAUUAUAACUGUAAAUCAAUGGAUUGACGCCUCCUACGUUUUUACACAGUGUGUGGAAUUGAAUUUUUACACGGUCCCUUAUUGUGGCAAAGAAAUGCUGUCUAACAAAGUGGGCAAACAGCUGGGUCACCCCACGUAUUCUUUAACUGGAUGGUUGGUGUCCAAGUUCUUUAAAUGGCACAAUCAGAUUUUGGAGGAGAAUGCAGUGAAAUUGUGCAACAUACAACCCAACGACACGGUGCUGGAGCUCGGUCACGGCCCGGGCUUCGGUCUGCAGGCGGCGGCGCAGCUCCUCACGGGUCCGGAGGGAAAACUGCUCGGUGUGGAUUACUCGCAAUACAUGCAUGAGAUGGCCAGUAAACGCAUGAAGGAGCAGAUCUCCAGAGGAAAGGCUGUGCUGUAUUACAGUGAUGUGGUGGCCAUGCCGAUAGAGGAAAACACGGCUGACAAGGUGUUUCACUGCAACUGUUAUUACUUCUGGCCGGAUCUGAAAGCAGGAGCGAGAGCGAUUCACAGAGUUAUGAAACCAGGUGGAAUUAUGGUUACAGCUCUCAGGCUAGAUAGUGUUAAAAAAGUAGCUUCAAAGAACAUGUUUAGUGGGGAGAGCUGGCGUCCUGAGGUCUACAUGGAAGCACUGCAGUCCUCUGGAUUCACAGAUGUCCGAAUGGAGAAUAAAAGAGAGAAACUCAUCACAUUUCAAGCUAUUUUUGCCACUGCUGUGAAAUAAAUUCCUGUGUAAUGUAAUAUGAUAUGCCCUUCCACACUUUUUAUGAUUGAAUCUGAAUUAAAGAUAAAUCCAACAAGAGUAAA